AUGGCUUCCCCCGAAGAUGGGCGUCAGCCUGUGCCUGUGCAGGUCGCCUUGCACAGGCCUAUUCACACAGAGACGCUCUGCAACACGACCGUGGAGGCUCGCAUUGCUUCGCCGACUCGGUACAACAUUGCCAGUCAGUCUUCUGAGAGAGCUACGGAUGCACAUGUAUCUACUCCUGUCACCUCUGGCUCAGCCAUAUCAGCUUCCGAGCCAAAGACAACCCCACUUACACCCUUGCAUACACCCGGCGCCGAAACGUACGGGUUCAUCCAGAAUUUGGAUGUGUAUAUUCCUGUUGGCGUAUUGAAGAGAAAGGAUCGUACACAUUUCGCCGAACAACUUGACAUACUGAAUUCUACACCAGAAGCACCGGAUGGCUUUCCCCAUGCGGAAGUCGCCAAUCUGGAAAAGCACCGUUGGAUAUGGACCAGUGUAUAUCCAUAUUCUAGAGACCCCAGGUGGAGCUUCGUCCGUGUGUAUGUAUUACCCGACGAUGUAGGACGCAAAAUUAUCCCGAGAUCGAGCUCUGCCUUGCGACGCGCCCUGAAGUUGGUGAUGGCCAAGAUCGACCGGUCUUCUGAAGCAUGGGCGGGCGUGUCCCCUUCUUCGGAGAGAGAGACUAUCGACUCGGAGAGAGACAAAGAAGAUGAAUCUCUGUGGUACAUAUUCAAUACCCUGGACGACCCGUCGCCUCGGGCAGAUUCGAUACAGGACCCCCACGGUAGGAGCGCGAUGCAAGACAUACUUGCAGCUGGGACAGAAGGCGAUUCCGGGGUUCCAGGACUCAAGACGCCGUUGUACCCAUACCAGCGACGUUCUGCAGCGACAAUGAUCCAGCGUGAAGUGCAACCCGCACCGAUGCUGGACCCUCGAUUGCAGAAGCGGAUCUCGCCGACUGGAAGGGAGUAUUACUAUGACAAAGAGGAAGCUCGCAUUGUUUGUGAGAAGAAGCUGUACUCGGAAGCGCGUGGAGGCAUCCUUGCCGAGACCAUGGGUUGUGGAAAGACGCUCAUCUGUUUGGCUGUGAUCCUGGCAACACGCGGUCACUUCCCGGAAAUACCGUUGGAGUAUCAACAAAUGGAGAAUCCGGUUCGCGACAAAACUGCAAGUCUGAUGACAAUGGCAGCCACCGCCGCUGGACGGCUUUCGCUGCCGUGGAAGCGUCACUUCGAUACCCUGAAAAGCUUCGGGGAAUGCUAUGACGGCUGCGUCAAGGCAUGUGAAGAACAUCGUGGGUCGUAUACUAUACCACCUCCGCCAGCCAGACAUGGUGGCCGAAGUGGUGUUGCGUAUCCUCGGCCGCCGCCUCAACGGCGUCUUCUUGGACAUGGAACUUUAAUCAUUGUCCCGCCCAAUCUUAUGAAUCACUGGGAGCAUGAGAUUCAAAGUCAUACUGAAGGGCUGAAAGUUCUCACAUUACGGACAUCAUCUGAUGUGACGCCGGAACCUGAAGCGCUAUUGGAGUACGAUAUUGUUCUAUUCUCGCGGAUCCGCUUUGAGAAGGAAGCGGGCGAAGUUGUGAACAAUCGGCGCCAUUCAAUCAGACCCGUCGAAUCCAAACUGACGAAGAUCCACUGGCUUCGGAUUAUUGUCGAUGAAGGUCACAAUGUCGCAGGUCACGGGCAAAAGACUAAUAUGGUGCAUGUCUUGAACCAGCUUCACGUAGAGCGUCGAUGGAUUGUGUCUGGAACGCCAUCCAGCGGCUUGUACGGAGUUGAGGUCAGUUUGGCAUCACGAGAGACUCACAUGAGUGAGACAGAUCUGUCGGAAGCCACCGUGGCUGUGCUCCAUGGGAGGCGGAAAACAGGACACGCCCUUGAAAGCGAGCUCAAGGAUCUUGACAAGCUUCGUCACAUUGUCAUAGAAUUCUUGGAUCUGAAGCCAUGGUCGAACUCCCGCGCUGAUGAUCCAGCGAAUUGGACGACAUACAUGAAACCUGUCGGAGAAGAUGGAAAACGACGCAAGGCGCCUUCGCUCCGCGCCACACUCCAAAGCAUGGUCGUCCGUCAUCGCAUGGAGACUAUACACAAUGAGAUCCCCCUGCCGCGACUACAUAACACCGUUGUACGUCUGGAACCCACCUUUUAUGACAGGCUGAACCUCAAUCUAUUCAUCUUUGCUCUGGCGGUCAACGUGAUCACAUCAGAGCGAAAGGACCAGGACUAUAUGUUUCAUGCUCGAAAUCGAACGCACUUGAGUCAAUUGAUAAGCAAUCUGCGCCAGGCUGGCUUUUGGUGGGCUGGUUCAGAGGGCGACCUUCCGGGAACAGUUGACAAUGCCACCAAAUAUUUGGACAACAAUAGGCAUAGGAUGAGUGAAGAUGAUAUCGCGAUGCUGACCGAGGGGAUAAGAAUAGCGCGGAUUGCACUCAACUGUGGCAGCUGGAAUGCUUUCAAGAAUCUCCACGAACUGGGGGUAUUCGUUGAAAAUUUCCCUUCCCACGCUCGGAGCUUAUGGGCGUUGGACAACUCGUCGGAUACUUCUACUAUCCUACUGGGAAUCAGCCAAGCCCAUCAGGCGCAAAAAUUUGUUACAAGCCACCUCACCUUAGCUAAUCCUGCGGAAGGUCUUGCAGGGGCUGGGAUCAAGGUGCGUCGCGAGCUCGCUGAAGUCGCCGAGCUGGACCCGGCCAAGAAAAGCACUCCCGAUAAACAAGCCACCACCAAAUCGCCAAAAAAGGCGUCCAAAACGUUCAAGAAAAACCUCUUCAAGACGCUGCCUCAGGAGUCUCCGCUAGCUCAAACAAAGCUCGUUGCCACGGCAUCAGCGAAGCUGACGUAUCUGCUCGACCAAGUGGACCAGCUGCACAAGGAGGAGAAGAUCAUCAUAUUCUAUGACAACAAUAACUCGGCGUACUGGAUCGCAGAGGGCCUCGAGCUUCUGGGCAUCGACUUCCGUAUAUACGCUAAUACACUGAAACCUGCACUCCGAACGGCGUAUCUGAAGCUCUUUCGGGAAUCGGAGGACGUCCGCGUCCUGCUCAUGGAUCUCCGGCAGGCCUCCCACGGCCUCCACAUCGCCAAUGCGUCGCGUGUGUUUAUCGUCAAUCCCAUCUGGCAGCCCAACGUGGAAAGCCAGGCCAUCAAGCGAGCACACCGGAUUGGACAGCGACGACCAGUGUUCGUCGAGACGCUCGUUCUGAAGGAUACACUGGAGGACAAGAUGCUGACACGCCGGAAAGCAAUGUCUGACAUGGAGAUCCAGCGCGCAGAGAAAGACCUCCUAGACGAUCAGACGAUGAGUUCGAUCAUCCAGGCCGAACGGUUCCUGCCUAUAGCAGAGGACGAGGCGUCGGCGUCGGUCAAAGUGGCGUAUCUGCGCAACCCGCCUGGAUUCUUCGACCGACAUAAACUUGCCCUUGCGGAUGACUUUUACGACCAGCCGACCAAUCCGACUGCAAGUUCGACAUUAACCCCUAAGCGCAAGCGCGCGGUGGUUAUCGACACUGAUUCGAGCACCCCGGAAGCCUCCGAUACCGUAGCCCCCAAGCGUAUAAUCGGCAUCUCCGGCCCCUCAUCCAGCGGCAAAACCACCCUCGCCCGCCUGCUCCAAGGCAUCUUCUCGCAACUCGACUCUCCGCACCUAACCACCUUCAUCAUCCACGAAGACGACUUUUACUUUCCCGACGACAAAAUCCCCUACACAACCACCGCAACCGGCAAAACAAUCCAAGACUGGGACACCAUCGCCGCGAUAGACGUGCCCCUGCUCGCGUCCGCGCUGCGCUACGUGCGCACGCACGGCGCGCUGCCCCCGCGCCUCAAAUCCAUCCAGGACCUCAACGAGGCCUCGGACGCCGGCGUGCCGGCCGACGUGCUGGCCCAGCUGCGGGCCGAAGUGUCCGCGCGGCUGGCGCGACGACCAGCGACGGAGCCGUCGACCGUCGCCUUUCUGGAGGGGUUUCUGCUGUACGCCCCGCCGCCCGGGACCAAAGACCAGACGCAUGUGCUGCGCGCGGUGCACGACCAGAUCGAUUGGGCCUGCGCCGGCGCCGCCGGCGGAGCCUGUGGAGAGGGCUGA
Messenger RNA from Aspergillus terreus NIH2624, 4020 nucleotides. RefSeq lists its product as uncharacterized. The coding region runs from base 1 to 4020 and encodes 1339 amino acids. The transcript has 5 exons. Lineage: Eukaryota; Fungi; Ascomycota; Eurotiomycetes; Eurotiales; Aspergillaceae. The record is from RefSeq and is a predicted model, not a curated record. Gene Ontology annotation, molecular function: ATP-dependent chromatin remodeler activity; ATP binding.